Molecule: messenger RNA, 1966 nt
Organism: Oncorhynchus masou masou (cherry salmon)
Lineage: Eukaryota; Metazoa; Chordata; Actinopteri; Salmoniformes; Salmonidae
Product: glucose-dependent insulinotropic receptor-like
Exons: 2
Coding region: 88-1299 (403 amino acids)
Biological process (GO): regulation of metabolic process; adenylate cyclase-activating G protein-coupled receptor signaling pathway
Cellular component (GO): plasma membrane; cytoplasm
Molecular function (GO): G protein-coupled receptor activity; phosphatidylcholine binding
Source: RefSeq, a predicted model, not a curated record
GUAGGAGUGGAUGUUGGUGGAUAUAAUUUAUUUGUUUUGGCGGGGAAUCUCUCAGAUAUACAAGACUUAGAUCUUGUAAAGGACUCAAUGGCAGCUUACAAUAAGACAGGCUGGAUGGGAGAGUCGGGUGCCAAUCUCACUGCCAUGAUGCCAGGUGUGAGACCCAUACUAACCGCUUAUGUAUACACUUUCAUGACACCAGAAAUGAUGGGAUGGGUCCUGAGUGUGGCCUCUCUCCUCAUCAUCUCCACCAACCUACUGGUGGUGGCUGCUCUCUUUCAGCUGAUGCGUAGGAAGGGCAGUCAGAGCUGGUGCUUCGUGCUCAACCUGGCCCUGGCAGAUAUCCUGGUGGGCCUGGCUAUCACUGGCAUUGUCACAGACGUGUUUCAAAAUUACCAUACUGUGAACAAUGGAACUAUUCAACCGCUACUCCUGAUGCACUCCACACAGAAGACCAAGUGUUUACUCCGCAUGGCCUUCGUCAUCUCCCCCUCAACUGCGUCCAUCUUGUCCAUGUUCCUGAUCUCUCUGGACCGCUACGUGGCCAUCAAGCUGCCGCUGCGCUACUCCCAGCUCACUGGGAGGUGGACCGUGACUGGGGCACUGGUAGCGCUCUGGAUGGUAUCCCUUACCGUUGGCUUUCUACCAGGCAUGGCAUGGCAGCUCCAGCAGGGAGACUUUGAAAGCAGCAGACUUUGCACCUUCUUCUCUGUCAUCCGUCCCAAGGGCAUCAUUGUGGUGUUCUGUGUCGUCUUCUUCCCCGUCCUCUCUGUCUUCACCUACUUCUACCUGGACAUUCUGAAGAUAGCUUGCGGCCAUCAGAGGCAGAUCCGCCAGGCCCGUCAGGCCGGCUCCAGGCUGCCCCAGCGCAGCCGCUACUGGGGCCACGUCAAGGCCCUGAGGACCGUGGCUCUGUUGGUGGGCUGUUUCACCCUCUGCUGGUGCCCAUUUUUUGUGGUGUGUGCAGUGCAGGUGCUGUGUGAGGCCUGUGAGUUGUACAAGGUGCUGGAGAAUGACCUGUGGCUGCUGGGGCUGUCUAACUCCCUCAUUAACCCUCUGGUGUACGCCUGCUGGCAGAGGGAGGUGCGGCUACAGAUCGGGGCCCUCUUCUGCUGUGUUAAGGACAGGGUCAGGAACACAGCCGUGUUAGAGGCUAGUGAGAGAUGUCAGACAGAGCUGCGUAUACCCACUCAUACUGUUAUAUCUGUGGACGAUGCCAUGAGCCUGGACCCCACCUUUCCCACGGUCACCAGUGAAGAGGGCCACACUGUACAGUUUUCUGCCUCAACCCCCUUGUGAAUGACUUAGACAUUUUGAGAACAUCUCAUUGAGUUUGAUCGAACCCAUUUGGAAAAUGCUUAAUGUGGCAGCUUAGAGCUUUGUCCAUUUCUGGCAGAAACAGUUCACGUCACAUGUCUAGCGACAGCAACUAACUGACAAAUCAAUCAAAUGGGGAAAAAAAUAACAGAGUGAGAUAAUGGAUGUGGAGACAUCAUGGAACCUAAACCAUGGAACAGAUGGGCUUAUUUGCUUUUUUUCCUCCACUAACCUAAUUGAUAUUAUCUCUGCCAAGUAUGCACUUUGUCCCUCUCUGCAUUCCCAUCAACCCCACUGUCUAUGUGUGUCUGAGAGGUGUGUAGGUGUUUUGAAGGGGAACAGCUUUUGUGUGUACAAAUGGUUGUUCUCUGAUCAGUCAGUGAUUAUAUAUAAACAUUUUUUGACAAAGUAUUUAAUUUCUUGGGAAAGUAGUGUGUAUUACUACCUCCACUAGGGAGGUACAUGGGAAAUGUGUUUUAUUGCCAAUACUUCCUACAAAGGAUUAACUCAUAAUGUCCAUGUAGAAUUGCUUUAUAAUUUUCUCAUAAAUUACCAUAGUGGAAAUAUAUUGAUAAAACCUUGAUAUGAGGUAGGUAGAAUAUUAUUGUUUGAGUGGUUGCUAUUCAAAAUAAAUGAUAGAAUGCUUGGA